AUGGUAAUAAGACACGGUUCAAGGUAUCCGGGAAGCUACCGGGUGAAUAAGAUGAAGAAGAUGCUGGAAAAGAUCAAUCAAGUCUUCCCAAGCAAUUCUACGAUUCAUUACAAGGGUCUUUCACUACCUUGGAACAUACCAAACGAUAUCCUGCAAGCCGCAAGCAAAGAGAUGUCGGCAUUAGGCUCCGAGGAGAUGUAUUCCAUAGCAAGACGCCUUCUUGCUGAGUUUCGUAGCGUGUUGGAACACGGAUACUCGAACACUAACUAUAGCUUUGUUGCCACCGAUAAGCUUAGAUCGAGUCAAAGCGCUGUGGCAUUUGCCCAAGGGCUGUUCGAAGGAAAAGGAAAAGUAGGUUCAGCGAAAUACCAACCAGUUGCCGUAAAAUUUUCGGGUUCUUACGAUGAUGACAGUGUUUUACGAAUCUUUGAAGCAUGUCCCAAAUGGCAAAAAAUAACCGAGAGGAAAAGAUCACGGUCCGAGCACGCAAAAUUUCUGAACGGUCCAGAAAUGCGCGAAGUUGUGCAAAAAAUCGCUGAAAGGCUAAAAUUGCGCAAGAAAAUUUUGCUUACCCCUCAGAUGGUUGUGGAGAUGUUUUUAAUGUGCGCAUUUGGGAUUCAGACGGAUAGCGCCGAUUCAAGCUGGUGCGAGGUAUUUGAGGAAGCAGAUUUAAAAGUUCUGGAAUAUCUCAAUGAUUUGAAACUUUACUGGGAUCGGAGCUACGGCCGUGAAAUCAAUUAUAGAAUGGGCUGUCAGCUUUAUGCUGAGAUAAUAGACAGUCUUGAAGGAUUUCUUCAGUCUGGAAAGCCUCAUGGUAUUUUUCGAUUUGCUCAUACGGGAACUGUAAUUCCGCUUUUAACAAUGUUGGGUCUCUACAACGAUACGAUCCCACCUACAGCAGACAAUUUUGACCAACAGGCCAACCGAAAAUUCCGUAUUUCUGAUGUUGUACCUAUGGGAGGAAAUGUCGCAUUUUUGCUCUACAAAUGCAAUAAAGAACGUCCCAAGAACAAAAGCAAAACCGAUACUGAAGGAGGAAGUGAUUGCGCAGGUCAUUGUCAUACAUCCAAAAUAACGAUACAAAUGUUGGUGAAUGAAGCGCCCGUGCCAAUACCCGCAUGUGGAGGACGGAUGUACUGCAGGCUAAAAAACUUUCUGUCCUACUAUUCGCACAUCAAGGAUAACUGUGACAUUAGAACAAUAUGCGGCAGGCGACGAAAAUGCAAGAACAGAAGGGGACCUCAGGACUAGUUUUACUCUAGAACAGCUCGCCCCAUCCCAUGUGAGGUAAUAUCCAAAACCCUUGUUCCCAGGGUCCUCUCCUUGGCGCUGUCACAGUGAUAUGGGCAUCCCAGCGUUUUCGGCAUCCCCAUUCCCAAAACCCCGAUGAUGUGGGUAUCCCCUUCUCAUAUUACCUUAGCGAUUUGGGUUAGGGUUAGGGUUAGGGUCAGGGUUACAGAUAGGGGAUGCCCGAUGAAAAGUAGAGGGGACUCUCCUCCUUUUUUAGGGUUUUCCCCACUAUCUGAACGGAAUGGGGAUGCCCAAAACGCGUGGAUGCCCACAUCACUGUGACAGCGCCACAAGGGCCGAGUAGAAGAGUACCCUGGGAACUAGUUGGUACUUCUAAGACAGUCGUGGAUUUUAGAAUCCACGCUGUGGAUUUCGGAUUGCAAGUAAACUAGGGUACGUAUCAUUUACUUGGAAAAUCCGGAAAUUCUGAAUGGGAAUCAAAUGGUACGUUCGCGCCAUUCCGUUAGUGGAGCCUCAGAAAACAUGCGCUGUCCAGCUGAUUUGAAUAUUCAUUGUAGCGGGUCGUUGUCCUACCACCUCAAAUUUUAUAGUUUUUUUUUUCUUGUUUUUGCACACGAUUUCUUCCCGGUUGGUUUGUGUAAAUGGUAAGCACCCCGGACCUGGAUUAGGGAUUUCUUGUCAAUGGAACUUGCAUUCUGGAUUCCAUUCGUUAGGUGAAUUCCAUAUUCCAAAGCCCAGGAGUCCGGAUUCCACAAGCAAAGAAAGUCCGGAUUACCUAUACAUGGGGCGAAACUUGACGAGCCAAAUCGCUCGCGGCAGCCAUGCUUGAUUCAUACAAAAGGAAAUUAUUUACAUAUCGAAAACUAAGGGUAAAAGUUGACAAAAGCAGGCUCCUGACAAAAGCAGUUAGAUAAUAUAAUGCAUGUGAAAAUGUUCCUCCUAUAUGGCUAUAUGUUUUAAUUAACCGCGAACUGUGAUACACAAGUCAAUUUUAAGUCGCCACAUAACCUAAAUGAGAAAAACAAACGACCCAUUUUAUAAGUUCAUCAGUAAUUGUAAAACGAAGUUUCUAGCAAGACAAUUUCAUUGAAAUUAUAGACUACCUAAGUUGAGCUCAACUUUAUUAAAAUAAACAAUUUCUUCAACAACCUAUAUCAGGAUUCGAUAUCUAUGCAUGCUACGUGUUCGAUAGUGUCAGUCUUCCCGUGGGAUAUCUGUAAAAUGUCUAACCGUAUGGCUAAGUGUAUUUACCACGUAUUAAAAAUAAAGCGUCCAUUUCAAUGUCCAAAUAAAAAAAAUCUAGGAUGUCAACGCAGGGGGGGCUUUCAUAAAAAAAACAAUUAAGUUUACCUGGAUUAGUUGCCUCGGAUCAACUUGACUUUCUAUUUAAAACCAACAAAUGAUUGCCCUGUGCUGAUCAGUCAUUUUGUUGUUGUUGUUGUUUUUUUUUGCUUUCUUGUUAUAGGCCGUUGGACAUGCGGUUUCCCGCUAAAAAACAACAGCUACCAUACGAUUUCCCGCCAAAUAAACCACGGUUGCUAAAGAAUCGUUGGGAACCCCUGGUCUCGAUAGGGCCGAGAGUCACGCUAGAGUGAGGGGCUUGUUUGGAUAGUCGCACUUCACCAUGGCCUGCUGGCCUAAAAGGGGAAGCUAUAAGGGAGAAUUCAGGCGCGCGAGGAGGGGAAAAUAGGGUAGCCUGCGUAGCAGGUGUCGAAAAGGGCAAGGCCGUAAGGGAUCACGGGAUGGGAGGGUAAAAGGGAUGGGGAUUGGGGACUGGGGAGAGAGGGUAAGGGACUUUCCUUUUUUCUUUCCCGCUUUUCUCCCUCUCUCCCUCCUUUCCCUUUUUUACCGGCUGCCACACAGGCUAGAAAUAGGGAAAUGUGAGAUACAGUUAAAGGGUUGACAAUUUCUCAAAUUAGGAAAUGGGCCGAGAUAACAACUGACCGUGAGAUACAGUUAAAGGGUUGACAAUUUCUCAAAAAAUUUUUUGAAAUUUGCACUUUUUGAGAUAACAACUCUACUGCCUUGGGAAUUCAUUUCUGUGAAACUUCGCUUAUUUUUAAUUUCAAAACGAGGCUUGGUGGUGAAAUUUGCUUGUGUGACGUAAACAUGCAUAAGGGCUAUUCUUAUGGACGAAUCAGGCUUGGACUACUUGAUUAGUUUGUGUAUAGUAGAUAAUAGCUCUCGUUAAUAUUUAUAGUUUACUCAAACAGAACUUAAAAUCGGGUAAUCAAGCGGCGACAGCAACGAAAACGUUAAUCUAAUUACCAAAAAAACAACUUCGCAGGUGCAGCAGACGUUUUUGUACAUUUCUUUGCCGUUGUUUUGCAUGACUACAACGUGAAACUUCCAGAAACAUCCCAGUAGGCCUAGCUACAAAUAUCACGUAAAAUCGCCAAAAUAUGCCUCCGGAACUUCCUGAUAUUUUUCCUAAAUAUCUUGCUCCCCCACCCCCUCCCUAAAUAUCGGAAAAAAUUCUAAAUAUCCCAAAUAUUCCCUUAACAUUAUUCUAUAAAUAUCGACUUCAUAAACUGAUAAACUGAUAAUCACUAGGAGCUGGCGAUCUUAGUUUGUCUGAAAGCGAUGCUACUGUGCUUUCUUUACUCGGUUCUGCUGUACGAACCGCUUCAGGUUCGGCAGGAACCGAAGCCUCCGAACUUGCAGCAUCUGCCAUUUUGUUCAGGUUGAACUUACUAAUAAGACUCAUGGGAUAUAAUAAAGGAAUUGAAUUAACUUUAAAAACCGUGGACGAAGAUCCUGCUAGUUGUAAACGUUGGAUCUCUUGAAGAGAUCUAAUCAGCCAAAAACGAGAAGUCCAAAGACUACUACAAAGCUGAUUCAGAACAACGUGUGUUGUUCUUUCAUAACAAUAUUUCGGCUGGCGAUACCAGCCCUCUUCAGGUUUACAGAUGUUACUGAACUUAUGUAGCAAUCACAAUACUAUAUAGAUGGAGAAUGUCGCAAUAAAGAUUGUUUAAAAGGGAGCGUCGGAAAUGACGUACAACACACAGAAAAAAAAAACUAGUGAAGAAAAAACUAUAACAAGGAUAUAGAUUAGAAUAGUUCGUCACACGGCGGGUAAGGCCAUAGGUUCAAGAGUCAUGGCCUUAUCUAUCAAGUGCGACUCCCUAGCUUUACGAACUGAGUCACGUGAAGAAUGAAUUUUCCCUAACCGGGGGAUUAACUGCAUGUCAGUAUGAGAAUGGUUAGAGUGAGAGAGAAAGUGUUCAGAAACAUUAGUGGGUUUAGACUUAAUGUUAGUUUUGUCGACUGCACGUCUGUGCUCGUUAAAUCUGUCCUUGAGGCGUCGCUUAUUUUCACCUAUAUAUUGUAAAUUACAACGGUUAUAUUGGCCAUGCAGAUCACGUGUUUCACUUUUACAAGUAUAACUUGUGAGGAGAUUAGUAAUGUAUGGACAAGUGGUACAAUUGACUCUUGAACCUAAUGGCCUAUACUAACCGCCGUGACGAAUUAUUGUAAUCCGUAUUCUUGUUAUUUUUUCUUUUCUAGUUUUUUUUUCUGUGUGUUGUACGUCAUUUCCGCCCCUCUCUUUUAAGCAAUCUUUAUUGCGACAUUCUCCAUCCAUAUAAUAUUGUGAUUCCUACAUAAGUUCAUUAGCAUCUGUAAGCCUGAAGAAGGCUGGUAUGGCCAGCCGAAAUAUUGGUAUUAUUUAAAAAACAACACACGUUGUUCUGAAUCAGCUAUGCAGUAGUCUUUGGACUUCUCGCUUUUGGUCCAUGGGAUAAAAUAUACGUAAGGAAAACCGCUGAAUAGGGCCACUGCUGUUACUUAAUUGAGCCUCAAGGUAGAUUUCAUCUCAAUUUUUAAAGAAAAAAACUUGUGUGAACUCAUGAAGUAAUUUAAUAACCAUAGGAAAAUCCUAAAUUUAAUCAUUUUUUCAACGUUUUUCCUUAUAUAAUACAUCGUAAUUUUCUAAACUAUGAUCGGGCCAAAAGUUUCUAAAAUAUCUAAAAAAACAUCCGGAUAUUUGUAGCUAGGCCUACUUCCUAGUUACACGAUGGAAGACUGAUGUCGCAUGUGUUCCUGUUAACAUUUCGUUUUCGCUGCCGCUCAUUAGUCAUUUUCACCUUGCUGGCCGCUAGCAUCUCCCAUCUCUCACCGCCGCUAUAAAAUUUUCACGUUUUGGUCUCUUUGUUUUUUAUCUCUCGCUCCAGCUCUUUCUCUGUUAUCUACGUUAAGAAAGACAUUAAAAUUCAGUCGAAAGAAAGAAUCAUCUUUAUUGUUGUUGUAUUUUUUCUCUGUAAAAGUCAGGGUAGCCAUGCGAUUUAACGGGCGGAUGAAACGCGCGGGUCGGCUUGAAAUGCAAAAUUUCACCGCGGCUUGCAUGAAGGGCCCAUGAAGGUCAUGAAGGGGUGGAUCAGACGUACAACGUUUACCUCAUUCGUAUUUUCUCUAAUGAUAAUAAUAAUAAAGUAAACAAGGAAAAGAAAUUGAAAAGUGUGCUUAUUGCUAGGCAUUUUUAGCCGCAACUAGCAGCCAACCAAAUUAAAUUGCGGGAAUAAAUGAUAAAAGAAGGAACUGGAAAAUAAAAAGAGAACCGCUUAAAAUCUAAACUUUUCCAUUUUUUUUUUAAUUUGAAAAGAGAAGGGACGACCGGAAAUACGUCUGUGUUCGCUGGGAUGGGGUGAUAUUGUUGAUGGUGUGACCAUGAGCACGUGAAAACGAAACAGGAAAAACCGGUUCUGCCUGGUAGUGAUGACGCUAUCAACACGUGACGAAAUUUUGCUUUAUACUCGAAAGCCGGCUCAUUACGGCAUCACUUUCAUGGCGGAAAGUGGAGUGAAUGUUUCUCUAAUAGGACUUUACGAAAACAGAACUUUUGCCGGUUUUACGCACUUUUUUCGUUAUAUCACGCAAUAUUGAACAGCCGAGGUAAGUUCGAACAUUCUUUUGCUUGUCCCCGUCAAGUUUUCCUUGUCAACCCACAGAAAUUCGGUUAACGUAGAGUUGACCUUUGUAUCUUCGAAUGCUGCCGCCGAGGCUUUCAGUAAACAGUUUUUUUUCAUAAAUUUAGAAAAGUACAUACUUCGUUUUAUUGGGAAAUGAUUAUUUUUUACAGUUCUUUCUGUGGUUUUUGGUUCUACAAUGAGAGAUCUCGCGUCCAGGUGGACGAAGCUCAAGCUUGAGAUUCUCAGCACUUCAUCCAAUUUUAUUUUAUUUUCGCGCGGUUUCAGAGCGGAAAAUAUGUACCUUAUUUCUACCUCAAAUAUUUUGUUGAUAUGAAAGGUGCAAUUUUUUUUUUACCUGACAGAAGUAAUUCCGCUUUCUGCUUUUAGUACAGUGAAAAUCUGAAAAGUUAUUUACGCCGCGAAACUCGCAACCGAAAUUUUUAUGCUAACAAUUCUUGGUACCACCUUGUUCGUGUCGGCCGAAAAAUAAACGUUUUCUGAGUCGCUGGGCCGCUUGGAAUGAUUUGCUAUAGGAACGCGUCUUGGACCACUGUGGAAACUUUGGAAUUUCUGAGCUUGUUCGAUCAGCGAAUAUUUUAUUGCACAACAUCUCAAUUUGUUUAUUUCAAGCGUUUUGUUUAUAUCCGGUAACUUAAUUACCGUAUGCAUGAUUAAGCCAAUAAGGCCAGUUUUGUUCGUGUCGGCCGAAAAAUAAACGUUUUCUGAGUCGCUGGGCCGCUUGGAAUGAUUUGCUAUAGGAACGCGUCUUGGACCACUGUGGAAACUUUGGAAUUUCUGAGCUUGUUCGAUCAGCGAAUAUUUUAUUGCACAACAUCUCAAUUUGUUUAUUUCAAGCGUUUUGUUUAUAUCCGGUAACUUAAUUACCGUAUGCAUGAUUAAGCCAAUAAGGCCAGUUUUUAGACUGCAUUGAAUAAAUAAUUGUUGACCAGGGUUCUUUCAUACAUCUUCCUUGCCGCAGUUUGAUUUUGUUGCAUUGGAUUAAAAGAAUAUGGCUCUUCGUGGAUGCACAAGAAAAGUCUCAAGUUUUCUCCAAGUUCAAAGCAGGUGUCUGAGGAAAUCGAUAAAAACACAGCCUUCUUUUUCAGGUAAUGCUUAUAACUUACAUCAUUUAUCAUUUUAUAGGCAAAAUGGGAUUCACAUUUUGGUGGUUUGCUGUUUAGGUAUCAAGAGGAUUAUUAUUCUUCUGGCUCUUUGUGUAUGCAGUGAACAAAAAAGUCUAAACUGAUGACAUAAUAUCUUGGCUUUAAAUGAAGUUUCUUGUAUUGUUCUUGUACCUUUAAUCAAAUGGACAACUCCUAGUGAAAAUGAAAAACUGUCAGAAUGUCGACUUUCAAUUUACUUUGUUGGAUUUGGCAUCAUCAGUUAAAAGUUUGUUUUUUGCUUGGUUUUUGAAAUCGCUUUACUUUAGUACUUAUAACUUGUACUUUAGCACUAGCUUUUAUCUGAUUGGAAAACUUGUGUAGUUUUACAAGCUACCUGUAGAUUGGAUUAAGGUCAGUCUUGUGUCAGUAUCAAUGGCCAGUGCAAGUUGUCAUCAUGUUUGAAGUUUGCAACAUGACAUGAACUUAAUUUAGCCCUAGGGUAAAGCUGGAAAAUUCUGAAAAAUUGCCAGAAAGGAAAAAUAAUAUAUGCACUGGGAAUAGUUCCAUUAGUCAAGUGGACAGGGUUUUGGUAAAAAAAAAAUAUAGUUAGACUUCUGCCUAAACUCACAAGCCAGCAGUUCUAAAACCAAGAUGUCAAAGAAUAAAUUCAUACUUUCUACAAGAACCAGCUAGCCAGGUCCACUAUGCAAAUAUUAUGAAAAGUAAAAUAAUAAUGCCAGGGGCAUUUAUUUUAGAAAAUAGCACUGUUUGUGAGUAGUCUGUAAAGCCAAAUUCAAUGUAGCACAUGUCUGUCUAAAGCUAACCUGUUUACCUUUUGAUUUGUAGGCUUGUCAGCUCAAUGUGUGUGGCAUCAAAGCCUUGGGUUUGGUUCAAACAAUGAUGGAAGACUUGUACUUGUAACAAAGAAUUCAGAGUAGGUUGAUGAAUUUUUUGGCUAACAAUAUUUUUGAUCAUGUGUGCAUUGUACAUUGUUGUGAAAGUUUCAGUUUUCUUGGUUUACUGCUAGUCUCAGGACGAAGUGAAACCAAUAUUAUUGGUCAGGUUAAAGAGCUAUAAUAAGUUUAAGAUUAAACUAAUAUGUAAAAUAACCUUUUUAAUGUCAUAGGAAAUAUUUGUCAAUGGGAUUUUUCAGUUUUGUUUUGGCUAUAUUAGAGCGAUUAAGAUUCACGUUUAUGCCAAAUGGCCAACCUGAAUUUGUCCCACGUGACCAAGUUUUUUCCCUAAUUGUCUUUAACUGUUUAUUACUUCAACUAAAAAAUGUGUAGUUUCAAGCCAGUUUUAUACAUAAGAAUUUUCUGGACAGUUUUUAUCUGCUUAUUUUCUAUUCUGAGAAAUUUUCAACUUGAAUCUGAUGUUGACCAUUUGGCAUAAACGUGAAUCUUAAUGUCUCCAUUAUCCAAAUUGGAGCAACAUGUUGCUUCCCCACUGAGGAUGCAUUUUCUACCACAUGAUGUCGCACAGUUUGCAGGUGAAGCAUGGAAGAGCUAACAACUCUGUGUGUGGGAUAUUUUUAAAGCAAACAACUAUUCCGUACCAAAAAGCCUUUAAUAGAGAAAAGCAUCAGUUCCAAAUAUCCCAAUGCAGAUAAGGCACCAGUAGAAGUGGAAUUGAAGAAUAAAAAUAUUGGGGGCAAAAAAAGGGGAAAGCAAACUUUGGCCUUCUCGUAAACAGUUGCAAAUUUCUUCGACUUACAUUUGAUUAUUAUAAAUGCAUUGCAUCACACGGUUAGCAGAUCAAGCCCUGGUAAAAAAUUAUUAAUUUUUAAGUAGUAAAAGUAAAAACAGUUAAUGCAAUUUUUGUUUCAGUUGCACUUUAAGUGCAAUAAAGGCUUACACUAUGAUGAGUUUUGGCCAAGUUUUAUUAAGUUAUGUUGAAAGGAAACGAAGUGCUUCGGCAAAUUUGGAGCUUUAUAACAGCUCUUUAGAACACAUUUGUAGUAACAGAAAUUCAGCUUAAAGAUGACUUGUUGGUGGCAGUGCUCAAGUUUUCUCAAAAUAAAUUCUUUCUUUCUUUUUGGUACAAUUCACCUACUUCGCAACAGUGUAACUUAAUAGGCAAGAUCAAUUCUUAUUUUUGACUCCUAACAUCUAAAUUUUCUAUCUUACAUCUUGAUCUAUCUGUUUUCUUUCAAUUGGUUCAAUCUGAAUAUAUUUCAAUGUUACUAAUUUGUUUUUCUACAAUGUUUUCAAGCAAUAACUGCUUCAGGUUGCAAUUUCUCACAGAAUUUUUUCACUUUAAAACUUUUUUAGGUAAACCAUGGUAUGUUACAACCUUCCUGAACAAGAUUCCCAGAGGAGUUAAAAUAAAAAUAAUCCAGACAACGUUGUAAAUUAGAACACUUUGUCUUGCAGAUUGUAAAGCCAUGAGCAGGGUGUUUAGUAAGAGCAUAAAGUUCUGGACUUUACAAAUUUAAUAAUCCCAAAAUCAUCAUAACUUCAUUAAAACAUACUACUCAAAUUACCAGUGACAUUCUGCGUGAAAAUGUGCAAAUAAAAUCUGGACUGUGCUUGUUUUGAGGAAAAUGUAGAACAGGGUUAAGGAGGGUUUACACCAAGACCAAGGCACUUAAAAACAACCAGCACUUAGAAAAAGCCCUGCACUGUUUUAAUUAUUACCUGAUCAUUGCUGUCGGGAAAGUUUGUAGAUUGUGAUAACACUGUAACGUUAAAUUUGUAUAAUGUUUGAGCAUUUUUCAGCUCAAGUUUUUUUCUGAAGAGCUUUGUAAAUGAACAGUCGUUUGUAUUUGUGCCGUAACAUGCCUAAUAAUUGAAAAGUGCACUUGCUGUUUGUUGCUAUUCAAAAUGCAUGUAAGAUGGGGUGAGCUUACAUUUAUUUUCCAAAUAUGGCACCAUGCAUCAAAUGGUUAUUUAGUUUUCUUUAAGAGUUGCUUUUUAGUCAUAGGGGACUUCAUGUGUACUUUUUAAAAGGCAAAUUUUGGAAGGAGAAUCUCUACCUGUAGCAGUUUAUCAGAAGUCACUUGAAGCAUUGUUCUAUCAACUUAUAUUUUGACUUUGCUGUUAUCCAAAACAUGUUGAUGUAAAUUUGAUUAGUACUAAAUUGAAAGGGGGUCAAGGCACUGUUAUGAGGGUGUAAGGUAAGUAUGUUGUGCUGUAAUUAACAACCUCUUUGGUAUAUAUUUGCAAGAAUCAUUAAUUUGGAUUGGUCAUUUCGAAUGAGUCAUGAAUAAUAAUUUUGUUAAGUUUCUAUUGAUUGCUGUCUAUAUAUUUUUGUUGUGAUUGGAUGAGCUAUUGUUGUUCUGCAGAAUAAUAACAGUGUAUUUCACUGGUAUAUUUUGUGAUGGAGGUUGUUAUACUAUAAAGGUCACUUGUACUACCAUUAAUACUCUAGUUAUAUGCUUUAAGGCCUGCAAGCACUGCUUGUUGAAGGCCAUCUGUUAUGUGGUGCUGACCUGUAAUUAUCAACAGGCAAUGCACUGAUGGUUAUGAUUACAACAAGCUCUUUGGUCCUCCACCCGAAGCAGAACAAUUAGUCAGAUCAUCGUCUUUGAAACAACCAUACAUUGACAGGGACCUUUGGAGAGAAGGUCGUACAUUACAAGGUAUUAAAGGGUUUUAAUCUUGUUUGGUGGAGAGGAGGAGUAAAACAACUAAUUAGCGAAAUAAUACAAUAACUCUACAAUAAUAACUCAAUUAUUUUUACUAAUAUUGACUAUAAUAUUAAAUAUAUUCAUCUUUUAAUAUUCUCAAAAACUCAUUUUAUCUUUGUGCACUCCUUCAGUUUUGUACAUCUUUUUCAGUCAUUUUUUUGGUAAAAGCUGCUAAUUAUUACUUUAUUGAUAUUAAUAUUUUUAUAGUAAACUUUCCCUUUGCAUGUUUAGGAAGGUGAGCAAAUUGUUACCUCCUCCCUGCAUAGAGUAAAUAAUAAAUUUUGCUUGGCUGUGCAUUACAUGAGCACAGCAAGUCUCAUGAGAGUGUUGGGUGGUGUCAAAGGAUAGUGUGUGUGCAAGAAGUCCUGUCUUGUCAUCAGUGGCUUUUUGACAUGUCCCUUCCCCCCUGUUUGUUUUGCUAAUAUUGGUUGCCUCCUGCAGGUAAUGCCCCUUGGGCAAGACCACUGCUUCCUCGUCGUGGUGGUUAUUCCACAUGUUUUUCAUCCCUUGCUGGCGAUGGGCAGAGCUCUGGGUCAUCUGCAUCUGCUGACUCCCUUGAUCCAUCUCUUAUCAUAUUUGACAAGGAUGGGACCUUAAUUGACGUUGAUUCUGUUUGGAUACCAUGGAUGGAGAGCUAUGUACGUGAACUUGAAGCUGCAACUGGGCUGGAUCUGGCAGACAAACUGUACCAACAAGUGGGGUUCUGUCCGAAGACUCGCGCUUACACGGAUGGAGGUCUGCUGGCCCAUGCUACUAUAGCUGAAAUCAUGAAAGUAUUUGUCUCUGUUCUAGUCAACUGUGGUGUGAACAGAGACAGAGCAGAGAAGCUGGUCGACAACUGUUGUAAGGAGUUUGAUAGUGGAAGUCAUGACACGCUACAACCCUUGGGUGAUUUGCCACUCAUUUUUGAAACACUAAGGGCAAAGGGGGUGAAGACUGCUAUAUGCACCGCAGAUAGCCGGGAGGGCACUAUGUCAGCUCUUGACAGGUUAGGACUGAUGGAAAUGGUUGAUAAGAUUGUAUGUGGAGAUGACAAAGAUACAAAGCCCAAACCCCACCCUGAAACUGCUCUUGAAAUUUGUAAAGAGUUGAAUGUCUGCCCAACACAGACUGUUAUAAUUGGGGACACAUAUGCUGACACCACAAUGGGUCGCUCAGCAGGGCUGGGCCUUACUGUUGGUGUGCUCAGUGGGGCAGGUAGUAAGACAUUCCUUGAAAAGGAGGCUGAUGUUGUCCUCAACAAUGUGGAUGAGCUCCUUGAUACAUUAUUUCCAGAAGAGUCUUCUUAAGUCGAUUCUCCUUUCUUUUUGAGGGAAUUUGGGUAAGUGAUCCUUUAAAUUCAUUUUCAGCUUGGUGUUAAUUUUUUCUUGUUGAUGUGGAUAAUAAUAAUUAUUUAACUCCAUAGUUAUUGUAUAGGAUACAUGUAGAUGUAAUAAUUUACAUGUUAUGUAUUAUAACCGUUUGUCAUUUGACAUCUAGGGUGGGUGGCCAUGUUUUCAGUAUGAAAUGAGUGUUAGCUAGGUGGAAGUUAGCCUGCAUCACAGACAUAAUCUAUCCCUGUUAGUAAUGUCUGCGAAUUAGUUCCAAAAUCCUUUUUCUGGGACCCAAAUGGACUUAAUGAAUUACUUAAAAUGUGUUUUGAAUUUCCCUUUAACCUGAUCGUAAAACCAACAAUAAUUUGUUAAAAAGCUGAUCGUGCUACAUUACUACAUACUCAGAUCAUCGUACACAGGUGGGAACCCAGAGCAAGGAUUUGUUGCUGAUUCGCAAAUGGACUUUACGAGAGGUUUAGUUUUGUCUGUGGCAUAGGCCAGUUACAAGUGAAAUUCAAAAUCUUUCCUUAGUUACAUUGUUGAUUGAUAGUAAAAACUCAUAUUUAUUUAACAAAAUGCCUUUCAUGUUACCUGAAAUAGAAAUAAAAAUAUUUAUUGUCAUUUUACUAUAGUUUAAUAUGUGCCAAUUUCAUAGUACUCAGCUGGAGUAUUCAUUGGAUGCAUUUGCAAAGUAGCGUGUUGCACAUACACUUGUAUCCAUAACAUUUUUUGCCAUAUGGAAUUUCUUAUUGUUUUCAUGCUUAAAGUAAAAACUGCUGUAAUGCAAAUGAAUAGGCUUUCAUUCUACAGCUGUAAGUGCUUACAUAACUGGACAGUGCAUGAGGAUUAUAUUGUAAUCAAGUCUGUAUGGUUUUAUACAUGUUAAUGUGUUAUAAGUCCCUGCAAUAUGAAACCAUUAAGCUAUUUUUAUUUCAACUUUUUACAAUCAGUAACUUAUUCAUAUUAUAUAACAAAAAAAUAAUUAUUAUUUAUUAUACUGUGCUGCUGGUUUUUUUCCCUGGUUUGGAAUCAAGGAAAUUUUCGGGUAACUGAAAGAUUUUGGUGAUGUUCAAAUGAACUGUGUAGAUAAGAAUUGAUUUUGAAAUGAAUUUACAAAAGCACCCAUGUGAAAAUAUCUAACCUUUAGAGCAGUUUUCAACUAAGUUUCAAGGCUUACUUUGCCUAAUUAUGUUUCAAAUAAAAAUUAUUACAAUAAUUAUUAGCCCCUGCAGUUACAUUAUAAUUUAAACCAACCUUCCUGCAUAAGUUUUCCUAUGCUUGGCCGUAGACUACAAGAGCAGCAAUGGUGUGAGGGCAUACUUGCAAAGUAGGAAAAAACGAGCAACACAGUCACAAGAAAAGUAGUCUCCUUUGCAGCCUUUAUUAGGGUCGUCAAGUAAGUGAACGUGCACUGAAAGAGUCUUGGUCGGCCAGGGCUUCUUUUGCCUCCUACAAUUUUCAUUUUUUGGUUUAACUGGUUUUCCGUUUUGCCAGCAUAAUAAUAAUAUUUAAAUUGGUUGCUACUUUUCAACCUCAGUCAUAACUGAUCAGUGGCUUGUAAUGUCUUGUUAUGCUGUUAAUUUAGAGAUAUUUUCCAUGGGUUACUCCCACUACACUGGUGUGAACCUUGGGUGUAAUAUGAUAAUGGUGAAUUUUAGGGGAGUUGUCAACUCCUUGAGUAUCUGUCAUCCGUUUUAUGGUUUGUCAGGUGCAAUAAUUAUUAAUAGUGUGUACACAUAUGAUAUUCUGUUUUUAGAAAAAAAAGGACUAGAAAGAAAGCAAACUAAAGGAUCACUAUUUAUUGCCCCAUGGCUACUUCACUGUAUUGGCGGCAAUUGAAAAUUAAGACUCUUAGAACUGGUAAAUAGUUAGACUUGAAGUAAAUUCGAUAAGGCAGGUUGUACGCUGAAGGCUAUUACCUUAAAUUUUUAAACAUUUGUACCUCUGAAUCACUUUCUUAUUAAAACGUAUCUCUCUAAAUGACAUUUUGUAAAUGUUGUCCUCACAUUACCAAAGAUACAAAGGCACAAGGUUCUCCUGCUGCCUGGCUUAAGCUUUUUAGCGAGGGAUGGGAGGAACAGAAGGCACGAGGAAGGUUAGGUCUGAUCUUUUCUCCUUUCCAUCCUUGAAGGGCCGUUCACAGGCUAGAAUCGUGGACAUGAGACUAGAGAUUUAGUCCCCGUCUCCCUACCCAAAUCAAAGAUGGGAAAAUGGCGCGUUUUGGCCUUCGCUCUGGCGUUG
Molecule: messenger RNA, 14446 nt
Organism: Porites lobata
Lineage: Eukaryota; Metazoa; Cnidaria; Anthozoa; Scleractinia; Poritidae
Source: the annotation of a GenBank genome assembly